AUUUGACAAGUGUUUACAGUAUUCAAUUUUUUCCUAAAAAUUAUGAUUUUGGGUAAAAUUAUGACAGGAAAUUAAAAUUUACCAAUACUUGAAUUGACGUAAAAUUAACGAAUACUUUGGGCACGCUGUAUUUUUCAAGAUACAGAUAAAUUUCUGAAAAUAUUGAGUCAAAACAUGGCUUUUAAAUUAAUAUUUAGCAAUCGCAAUAAAUUAUUAUACAAUGCAGCAUUAAUACCACGUUUAUUUUACACAAGACCAAGAAUAUGUAGUUAUUUUUGUGUGGAUAUUAAAAAUUAUCCAAAAAAUGUCAAAUGUUACAAACAUUUUGAAAUUUAUCAAGAAAGAUAUUUUAGUCAAGUUAAAUUAAAUGUUUGUUGGAGUUGCGAUUCUGAAAUUGAUAAUCAUUUAUUUUGUUUUAAAUGUAAUAAAAUACAAAGAGUGCAAAAUGUAUCCAAUUAUUUUCAAGUGUUGGGUGUAUCAGAAAAAUUUGAUUUAGACACUAAAGAAGUCACUCAACGAUAUAGAUAUUUACAAACACUUUUGCAUCCAGAUAAGUUUGCUACAAAAUCGGAUGAAGAAAAAGAUAUUUCUGCGGAAUGGUCUUCGAUUUUGAAUAAAGCUUAUUCUACUUUACAUAAUCCAUUAGAGCGUGGUUUACAUUUACUUGCAUUGAAUGGAUUUUCGAUUGAUCAAGAACAAACGAAUCCAGAUUUGUUAGCCCAAAUUUUAAUGAAAUUUGAGGAAGCUGAAUCUGCAAGUGAUUCGAAAGACAUAGACAAACUACGUGAAAAUAAUCGAUCAACCUUCCAAGAAUUAGUCAAUAAAGUAUCCUUAGCAUUUCAAAAACAAGAUUAUAUACAAGCGAAAGAGUUAUUGUUAGAAAUGAAAUACUAUGAAAGUAUUCAUAAAGAUUUAAAAGAGAAAAUGGAGGACCAAAUAAAUAUGAAAUAACAAUUUCAUAAGUUGGUGAUUUUAAAAA
Chrysoperla carnea is the source of this 979-nucleotide messenger RNA. It is a transcript of the gene Hsc20, whose product is annotated as iron-sulfur cluster co-chaperone protein HscB. The record is from RefSeq and is a predicted model, not a curated record. Bases 175 to 951 code for a protein of 258 amino acids. Lineage: Eukaryota; Metazoa; Arthropoda; Insecta; Neuroptera; Chrysopidae. Gene Ontology annotation, biological process: [2Fe-2S] cluster assembly; protein complex oligomerization. Gene Ontology annotation, molecular function: protein-folding chaperone binding; ATPase activator activity. Gene Ontology annotation, cellular component: mitochondrion. The transcript has 4 exons.